This is a messenger RNA of Toxorhynchites rutilus septentrionalis, 5313 nucleotides long. RefSeq lists its product as uncharacterized. NCBI's taxonomy places the organism in Eukaryota, Metazoa, Arthropoda, Insecta, Diptera, Culicidae. Bases 1 to 5313 code for a protein of 1770 amino acids. The transcript has a single exon. Gene Ontology annotation, biological process: DNA integration. The record is from RefSeq and is a predicted model, not a curated record. Gene Ontology annotation, molecular function: zinc ion binding; nucleic acid binding.
AUGGAAAAAUUGGACCAGACAUUCGAUAAGUUUGUAGAGGUACGUAUGCAGAUCGAAUUGCUUACUGACGAUCAUGAUAAUGACGAGGAGUUUGUGGAGUCCGUAGAAACCGAGGAGGAGAGGUCUCUCUUGCGUGCUGAAAUCCAAGAGAAACGGGAACUGGAAAACGCCAAGGUGAUUCAAGAGUUCGAAAACACAUAUUAUGAUCUCCGGCAGUCAUUGGCUGCUUUCACGAUACCUGCAGGUGGAAGUUCCAGUUCAGCCCGAGCGCAAAUCCAAUCCACGACGACAUCAGAACCGCAGCCUAGGGUCAAACUCCCGGAAUUAAAGAUGCCUUCUUUCAGCGGAAAGCUCCGGGAGUGGAUUACAUUCCGUGACACCUUUACAAGCGUCAUCCACAGCAAUUCUCAUUUGUCGGCUAUCGACAAGUUUACAUAUCUGCGAACAUCAUUGACGGAGGACGCUCUGAAGGAGAUUUCAUCAAUCGAAAUGACGACAGCAAAUUUUAAUAUUGCGUGGCAAGCAUUAAAUAAUUGUUACGAGAAUAAAAAGCUUAUAAUAAAAUCUCAUCUAGACGCAUUAUUGUCUAUAAAACCAAUGGAGAGGGAAUCCUAUGAACAAUUAAACCGAAUCGUGGGUGAAUUCGAAACCAAUCUCAUGAUGUUACAGAAGAUGGGUGAAGAAGUAGAUGGGAUGAGUACCAUCUUACAGCAUAUGAUGUGUCAACGCUUAGAUUCCGCCACUCUAAGGAAUUGGGAAAGCCACCAUAAUUUGAAAAAUGUACCGAUUUACAGUGAACUAAUUGAGUUUCUGAAAAAUCAAUGCCAAGUUUUACGGAACAUUGCUUCCGCUCGAUCAACCCGAGGGGAGCCCACUAAACAAUAUCGUCCAUCUACAACCAGUCAUACAGUAAUUCAGCAAUCAACGCUGUGUCCUUUCUGCAGUGAGCAGAUGCAUUCUGCAUUUAAGUGCAACAAAUUUACGAAACUUAAAACAGUAGAUCGUGUGGAGGAAGUCAAACGAAGGUCGCUAUGUUUGAAUUGUUUAUCGCCAGGUCACAUUGCACGCUUUUGUUCUAAAGGUUCAUGUCAUACUUGUGGAAAAAGCCAUCACACUCUCCUACAUACAGCUGUUGCUAGUUCGCAAACCAGAACAACUCAGCACCCGAAUACGCAACCUAGAAGACGCGACAAUGGACCGAACCCGCGACCACCACAGAGUCAAUCCAUACACCAAGCUCCGAACUCAACACACACUCAGACAAUACAAGUGCCACACGAAGAAUCUCCAUCCACCCACACUGAAAACCGAAGCAUCACUCAACCACAGUUCCCAAGCACCACAGACAACCCUUCUACUAGUCAUAACACUGUCAUGUCGGUGAACACGAAAACCUAUUCGAACACCGUCAUUCUCUCUACCGCCCUCGUGGGCAUAAUUGACGAUUUCGGACAUAAAAUAUUUGCUCGAGCAUUAUUAGACUCUGGAUCUCAGCUGUCUUUUAUGACACAAAACCUAACUCAGAAAUUGAAGUGUAAGCGUCGUCGAGAAAAUCUUCAAGUGAAAGGCAUCGGUCAAGCUGGCGUGGUUUCAAAUCAAUCUGUUAUUGCUACAAUCAGUUCUCGAAUAUCAAUGUUCAGUAUCCCACUUCAAUUUUACGUACUGUCUAAAGCAACCGCAGAUUUACCAGUCAAACGAAUCGAUGUCAGUAGAUGGAGAUUACCUGAAGACAUUGUGCUAGCGGAUCCAGAAUUCCACAACCCAAGCAGCAUCGACAUGAUCCCAGGGGCCCAAGUGUUUUUUGACCUGUUAGUUGACGGUCAAUUCAAGUUGGAGAAAGGAGGACCUAGCCUUCGCAAUACUCAUUUUGGAUGGAUCGUUUCCGGCAGAAUAGCAGAUAAAUUUUCUAUCGAAUCGACCACACUCUCACACCCAUGUACCGAGGAAAAAAUAGACGACAUUCUUACGCGAUUUUGGGAGUUAGAAACAUGUCGUACAACAAGCAUUCUCUCAUUGGAAGAAUCGAUGUGCGAAAAAUUAUUCGACGAAACUACCACUCGUGAUUCAACAGGUAGAUUCAAUGUCACGUUACCGAAAAAGGAUUAUGUAAUCGCCAGGCUUGGUGAAUCCCGUUCAAUUGCCAUGCGACGUUUUUUAUCUUUGGAGCGUCGCUUGGACACUAACCCUUCGCUGAAGACAGUUUACAGUGAUUUCAUACACGAAUAUUUAAAUUUAAAGCACAUGCGAGAAAUCUCUGUAGCAGAGAAGGAAAUAGGUUCGGAGCCCUACCCUUAUUACCUUCCUCAUCAUGCUGUGAUACGACCAGACAGUACCACAACGAAACUACGGGUCGUGUUCGACGCGUCCUGCGCGAGCUCCUCAGGGGUUUCGCUGAAUGACGCCUUAUUAGUAGGUCCUGUGAUCCAACAGGAUCUACUUUCAAUAAUAAUCCGAUUUCGUCUCCGAAAAUUUGCCAUCGUGGCUGAUGUAGCCAAAAUGUACCGAAUGAUCAACAUCAACCCAGCAGAUUACCGUCUCCAAAGAAUUUUGUGGAGAGAUUGUGGUACCGAAUCGAUUAAAACCUUCGAGCUUACCACUGUCACAUAUGGGACUUCAUCAGCACCAUAUUUGGCUACCAAGUGCCUUCAGCGAUUGUCAGUUGAUGGCAAGCAGCAGUAUCCUACGGCAGCGAAGAUACUGUCCGAGGACUUCUACAUGGAUGACCUCCAAUCUGGUGUAGAUAACGCGGAACAAGGCGUGAAAAUAUAUAACGAACUGACUCGACUACUCCGGAGCGCGGGUUUCACACUUAGAAAGUGGAACUCAAACUGUCCCGAAAUCCUAGCAGAGAUUCCAGAUUCUCUGAAAAACAUGAGUAAUUCUCUUGAAUUCGACUCAUCCGAAAGAACCAUUAAAACGUUGGGUCUGAUAUGGGAGCCACAUUCAGAUUAUUUUCAAUUCACUGUACCUCAGUGGAAUAAAUCUACCGAGAUUAACAAGCGAAUAAUAUUAUCCGAUUUCGCUCGCCUUUUCGAUCCGCUUGGACUGGUUGGACCAGUAAUAGUCCAAGCGGAGAUAUUUCUCCAGGACCUUUGGAAACAAGGGUGUUCGUGGACUGAACCAUUAAAGGAAGAGCUUCGACAAUGGUGGCUCACAUAUCGCUCAAGCAUGGUUGGGCUGACAAACCUGAGAAUCCCACGGUGGAUUGCCUUUAGCAAUGAUGUUGUUUCUGCGGAAAUCCACGGUUUUUGUGACGCGUCGGAGAAGGCAUACGGUGCCUGUGUUUACCUCCGCUGUAUUACUGUUUCCGGAUCCAUUUCGGUCAACCUAAGUACUGCGAAAUCUAGAGUCGCACCGCUAGAUGAUACCAAACGUAAGAAGAAAAAGAUGACUAUACCUCGACUAGAAUUAUCUUCCGCCCUCGUUCUCAGUCAUCUGUAUGAGAAGAUCAUAAGUAGUAUCCAAAUUUCUGCAAGACCACAGUUUUGGACUGAUUCUACCAUCGUCCAAUGUUGGUUAUCGUCACCACCAUCCCGCUGGCACAUUUUUAUUGCUAAUCGUGUGUCAGAAAUCCAACACCUCACACGAUCAGGUAUGUGGUGCCAUAUCGCUGGAACACACAAUCCAGCAGAUGCCAUAUCACGUGGCAUUACACCGGAAGAACUUGCUGACCAUCAUUUGUGGUGGAAAUGCCCAGAUUGGCUGAGCAACCCGAGAAGCUCGUGGCCUCCGAUUAACUCAACUCAAAUUGAAGAUUUAGACACAUCAUUAUUAGAAGAGAAAGUCGUCGUAUCAGCAGCAGCACAUAUCGAAGCUCCUAAUGAAUUAUUCACACUGAAAUCAACACUGUCUUCGCUUGUACGAAUAACUGCAUUGUGUCGCAGAUUCGUUUUUAAUUGCCAAAAUCGUACAAAUACACGAACUGGAUAUAUAUCAUAUAUCGAACGCGAGGAAGCAUUAAAUCAGCUGAUCAAGGUAGCUCAAAACGAAAGCUUCGCAGAUGAAAUAGUAGAUUUAAAAUUAAAUGGACAAGUCAAAUCGUCAUCACGCCUAAGAAAAUUAAAUCCUCAUCUAACGAGAGAUAUCCUUGUAGUAGGAGGUAGAUUAGAGAAUGCCCCUAUCAGUUCAAGUAUCAUCCUCGAUAAUCGUCAUCCACUCGCACUACUGAUAGUGAAGCACUUUCAUCAAUCGCUUCUACACGCGGGUCAACAAUUAUUGAUCGCCAGUGUACGAGAGCGGUUCUGGCCACUUCGUCUGAGGAAUUUAUCGAGGAAAGUGAUACAAACCUGCGUUAGAUGCUUCCGAGUAAAACCAAAGGUCGAGGACCAGCUAAUGGCUGACGUGCCAGCGGAGCGCGUGAAUCCAGUUCCACCAUUCACAAGAGUAGGCGUGGACUACUGUGGCCCCUUCAACAUUCGAUUCCCACAUCGAAAAGCAGACAUUCGAGUCUGUUACGUGGCUAUUUUUGUCUGCCUCGUGACGAAAGCAGUACACUGCGAAAUGGUUUCCGAUCAAACAACAGCAGGUUUUCUAGCAGCUUUGAAACGUCUCGUGGCUCGACGUGGACAUCCAGAAGUCGUACUGUGCGACAACGCCAAAAACUUUGUCGGCGCAAAAAGGGAAUUAGACCAGCUACGCAAAUUCUUCAACUCUCAAAUGUCGCAGCAAGCAAUUGCACAAGAAGCGGCUAGUGAAGGAAUCCACUUCAAAUUCAUUCCCCCCCGAUCUCCAAAUUUCGGGGGUCUGUGGGAAGCCGCCGUGAAAUCGAUGAAAUAUCAUUUUAAACGGACGGUUGGCAACGAAAUUCUCACACCAGAAGGAUUCUCCAUCUUACUGACCCAAAUCGGAGCUUGUAUGAAUAGCAGACCCCUAACACCACUCAGUAAUGAUCCAAUGGAUUUGGAAGGUUUGACUCCGGGUCAUUUCUUAGUCUACAGGCCGUUGACCGCGAUACCAGAACCAUCGCUAGAUCAUCUCCAGGAAAACACCCUAUCGAGAUGGCAAAGGGUUCAAAAACAUAUCCAGACAAUCUGGAAAAAGUGGUCCACGUUGUACCUUUCAGACCUUCAAAAUCGCACUAAAUGGACGGAGAGGCGAAGGAAUCUGAGGGAGGGAAUGAUGGUUUUACUCAAGAACGAGAAUCAACCUCCACUUAGAUGGGCUCUCGGUCGUAUCAUAGCUGUCCACGGAGGAAGAGAUGGUAAUGUGCGCGUCGUGGAGGUAAAAACCAAGGACGGCACAUACACCAGAGCGAUAGCGAAGAUUUGUGUCCUGCCAAUCAAGGACAAUGAUGUUAUCGAAAACCACAAUUAA